AUGCUGGGUAUAUCAGCAUGGAUUGAGACUAACGCCUUAUUCUCAGAGUUGUGGGCUGUGGCUCCUGUAUUACCGGAGUCUUGGAAUUUAGCAUCGUAUUUGGUGGUAAUAAUCCAAUUGGGUAACGUAGCCCCUCUGGUCUACUCCUACCUCCCUAAACCACCAUUAUGGGUAGCAAUGCUCAUGGUACUCCUAUCCAGUGGAUUCUCAAUGUUCUUGGCUUGCGGUAUUUGGGAUAUCACAGCCGAAGUCUUUGGAGCUCAGCAUUCCGUUGGUCUACUCGUAUCGGCAUUCGUAGCGUCUAUGAGUGAUUGCCUUUCUAAUUUAGUAUUCUGGCCCUACGCCGGGUCCUUCAGUUCCCACCCAGGUUACGUUGCUGCCCUCGCCACUGGUGAGAGCCUCUCCAGUGCUGCUAGUGCUGCUGUUGUCGCCAUACAGAGCGCCUGUGGCUUUGGUCCAACCGUGUAUUUCGCCAUUAUUGGUAGUAUUGUUAUGUGCUGUAUCGCCUCCUUCUUCCUCCUCCAUUUCGGUUACAGUGGCAAGGCCUUGCACGAUUUCGUUCGUGAGGGUCCGACUUCUGGUAGCCCUACGGCCUCUGUAGCGUCCCACAAGGAGCACGGCCUAUUCUCACGAAAGAGCAAGCGGUUCCUCACUUCCUACAUCCUCAUCGCGUGGCUCUCCUUCGUACAGAAUGCUUUGACCCCCACGUUUCUCCCCUUUGCUGGUAGGGCCUACCCUGCUGGUUAUCGUCUGGCUCAGAAUGUCCUCUUCGCGUUCGCCCCUGUAGCCUCUAUGGGAGCUGCUUGGCUCCUAGGUGCGCACUAUCGUAAGAAUUGCCUCGUUACAAGUGCUGAAGUAGGAGCAGUAUUUAUGUGGAAUAUAGAAGUGUAG
This is a messenger RNA of Perkinsus marinus ATCC 50983, 891 nucleotides long. RefSeq lists its product as hypothetical. The record is from RefSeq and is a predicted model, not a curated record. Gene Ontology annotation, biological process: riboflavin transport. The transcript has a single exon. NCBI's taxonomy places the organism in Eukaryota, Perkinsozoa, Perkinsida, Perkinsidae. Gene Ontology annotation, cellular component: plasma membrane. Bases 1 to 891 code for a protein of 296 amino acids. Gene Ontology annotation, molecular function: riboflavin transmembrane transporter activity.